GUGCCUAACACGCAUCGCAUAUAAAAUAGCAUCGCGAAUUUUGUACCCUACAUUUUAACGUAUUCAAACUCAGCGAAGCAUAUUCACCUGUAACGAAACCACAAAUCUUCUCGUCGUAUUAUAUAUACUUCUAAAAGCUUGUCAUUGGCAAUCAUUGUGCUCGAGAAUAGAUUGAGGAGAUAGGCACUUCUUGUUCUCUGCGAUACUUUGAGCCCGGACUUUGAGCACGCUUUGAGAAACCGCCGUGUCACUUUAUCGUUCUGUCCAAUAUUCCCACUGAUUUUUCAUCCACCGACGACAGGUAAAAAGUGAAAACUUUGAACCAUCAGGCAGACUUAUACCAGAAGAAUUCGUGUUAACCUUUCUGAGUUGUGACACGACAAGGAAUUACAUUCUUACAGUUUCGACACUAUGGAGAGUGGAAAGUCAUCAAAGGUCUCUGGAAUUAUCAAUACUGUUUCUCAUCUUGUUUUGAAGGAUAAACGAGCGAUCGAGAUGGGGAAAGAUCAUGCUGACAAAAUUGAGAACUGUUCAAAGCCAAAUCCCAUGGUACGCUAUGUCAUACGUCGAGGAAAGGUUGAAGACUGUUCUCAGAUCUCAGUACUUAUGAGGAAACUCGCAGAGAGUGAAGAUUAUGGAGAUCGGGUAGAAGUCUCUGAAGAUGACCUCCGUCGAGAUGGGUUUGGCGAUAACCCUGUAUUCGAGAGCAUCGUCUUAGAAGACAAAGAGGCCAACGAGGAAUCGUCCAUCUUGGGUUAUGCCCUCUAUUUCAUGGGCUUCUGCUCAUGGAAGGGACGUCUUCUCUAUCUUGAGGAUGUCUACAUCAACUCAGAGUACAGAGGUACUGGGCUCGGCAUCGCUCUUCUACAUACAAUAGCCAAGAUUUCUGAGGAGAGAGGAUGCAAAGCUGUACAGGGUACUGUCGUUGAAUGGAACAAGGAUGUCAUGAAGCUGUAUAAACGGAUAGGCGCCACGGAUAUGACCGAAGAGGACAAAUAUCACCUAUUUGCCAUCGGCCGAAACGAGGUUAGCCGGUUUGCCAAGGCCCGGAUCCCUGUCUUGAAUAACGGAUCACAAAUUGUGACAUGUGACCUGUGACACUAUACUGGAACUUAAAUUCUCGUAUUUAGGUUCGGAUUGUCAUGGUAGCGAACAGUGACACCGGUUCUUUUAUAACCGCGCACUCUAUACCAGAUAACCGAUUUGAACCGAACAUCUGAGCCAAAGCGCUGUGAUUUGCUAUGACGGAUUUUGUUCGGUUGUGCCCCCGACAUA
Molecule: messenger RNA, 1275 nt
Organism: Lytechinus variegatus (green sea urchin)
Lineage: Eukaryota; Metazoa; Echinodermata; Echinoidea; Temnopleuroida; Toxopneustidae
Product: thialysine N-epsilon-acetyltransferase-like
Exons: 5
Coding region: 412-1098 (228 amino acids)
Molecular function (GO): N-acetyltransferase activity
Source: RefSeq, a predicted model, not a curated record